Molecule: messenger RNA, 417 nt
Organism: Hydatigera taeniaeformis
Lineage: Eukaryota; Metazoa; Platyhelminthes; Cestoda; Cyclophyllidea; Taeniidae
Source: the annotation of a GenBank genome assembly
AUGGAAACUAUAAAGAAUCGUGUUGGCUUCAUUCGCAAUCCAGUCUCGAACACCAAAUCUCCACGUAGCCGUCCUCCUCCCCAGUCUUCAAUGAAACAUAGCGCUACCUGUGAAUUUACCAACUCAACACCAGUCAAUGCUUCUCUCAAAUCCUCUCCUUCGGUUGGAAAUUUAUCAUCCGGUUUAAAAUCCCCUUACGAUCUCCUCCUGGAACAAAUUAAAAGGCGCGGCGACUUGGAAACAUCCAUCACACCAUCAGGACGACAGGCUCAGUCCGAAAAUCUCACCAUUGUCGGCAGAUACACAUUACAUGAGGUUCUGGGCAAGGGAUCUUUCUCCAAGGUCCAAUUGGCAACACAUCAGCUUACAAAAGGCAAGCUUCCUCUGCGGAUUCUCACCAACAAACCCUUUGUUUAG